AGGGCGGGGGCCGGCGGUGCGGCGAGGGCGGCGCGCAGCUCCGGCCGCGGCUCCCUCCGGCGCUGUCCACGCUGAGCCGGCCCAGUCCGGGCUGCAGCCAUGGUCUCGGUGUCCUUGGAGAGGUCAAGUAGAUCGAGAACCUCUGCUGCAGACAGGCUUGGGAGGCUGGUGCUGUGCCCACCGGGGGAGCUCGAAGCGUGGGACAUGGACCGUUCAGUGGGAUGUCAAGGCAGCUCUGUCUCUGAGGACAGGACUGAAGCUGGGAUCAAGCGCUUCCUGGAGGAAUCCGAUGAUAUAAAUCUGAACAAGUUCAUGAAGGAUUUCCCGGGAGAUGAAAGCGGCCACCAACCAGAGGCCAAGACCUGGGCAUCCAGGCCCCAAGUGCCGGAGCCCAAGCCCCAGGCCCCGGACCUCUACGAAGAUGACCUGGAUUUCAGAACCUCCAUGUGGCCCCACCCCUCUGACAGCCAGCAGUACUACUCUGCCUCAGCCCCUCUCAGCCCCUCAGCCUCAGCCCGGCCCCACAGCCCGUGGGGCAAGCUUGAUCCCUAUGACUCCUGUGAGGAUGACAAGGAGUACGUGGGCUUUGCGACCCUCCCCAAUCAAGUUCACCGCAAGUCCGUGAAGAAAGGCUUUGACUUCACCCUCAUGGUGGCAGGAGAAUCUGGCCUGGGGAAAUCCACUCUCGUCAACAGCCUCUUCCUCACGGACCUCUACAGGGACCGGAAACUCCUCAGCGCUGAAGAGCGGAUCAUGCAAACUGUGGAGAUCACUAAGCAUGCAGUAGACAUAGAAGAGAAGGGCGUGAAGCUGCGGCUCACCAUUGUGGACACACCAGGUUUCGGGGAUGCAGUCAACAACACAGAGUGCUGGAAGCCUGUGGCAGAAUACAUCGACCAGCAGUUUGAGCAGUAUUUCCGAGACGAGAGUGGCCUGAACCGCAAGAACAUCCAAGACAACAGGGUGCACUGCUGCCUGUACUUCAUCUCACCCUUCGGCCACGGGCUCCGGCCACUGGAUGUUGAAUUCAUGAGGGCCCUGCAUCAGCGGGUCAACAUCGUGCCUAUCUUGGCUAAGGCGGACACACUGACACCUUCUGAAGUGGAGCACAAGAAAUCCAAAAUCCGGGAGGAGAUAGAGCACUUUGGAAUCAAGAUCUACCAGUUCCCAGACUGUGACUCUGAUGAGGAUGAGGACUUCAAAUUACAGGACCAAGCCCUAAAGGAAAGCAUCCCAUUUGCUGUCAUUGGCAGCAACACUGUGGUAGAAGCCAGAGGGCGACGAGUCAGGGGCCGUCUCUACCCUUGGGGCAUCGUGGAAGUGGAAAACCCAGGGCACUGCGACUUUGUGAAGCUGAGGACAAUGCUGGUGCGUACUCACAUGCAGGACUUGAAGGAUGUGACGCGAGAGACACACUAUGAGAACUACCGGGCACAGUGUAUCCAGAGCAUGACCCGCCUGGUGGUGAAAGAACGGAAUCGCAACAAAUUGACUCGAGAGAGUGGUACCGACUUCCCCAUCCCUACUGUCCCACCAGGGACAGAUCCAGACACUGAAAGGCUGAUUCGUGAGAAAGAUGAGGAGCUGCGGCGGAUGCAGGAGAUGCUGCACAAAAUCCAAAGACAGAUGAAGGAGACCCAUUAGCUGACUGUCAGCCCUGGAUAUUUAAAUCUUCUCCUCUUCGUUUUGCCCACGCCGGCCCCUCCCAGCACCAGCUCUGCUCAGGCCCCUGCAGCUACUGCCACUUCGCCUUACAUCCCUGCUGCCACUCAGAGACUCAGAGGAAAUAAAAUUUAACAAAUAUA
Molecule: messenger RNA, 1805 nt
Organism: Pipistrellus kuhlii (Kuhl's pipistrelle)
Lineage: Eukaryota; Metazoa; Chordata; Mammalia; Chiroptera; Vespertilionidae
Product: septin-4
Exons: 14
Coding region: 100-1644 (514 amino acids)
Biological process (GO): cytoskeleton-dependent cytokinesis; regulation of exocytosis
Cellular component (GO): septin complex; cell division site; synaptic vesicle
Molecular function (GO): molecular adaptor activity; GTPase activity; GTP binding
Source: RefSeq, a predicted model, not a curated record